Molecule: messenger RNA, 3680 nt
Organism: Drosophila takahashii
Lineage: Eukaryota; Metazoa; Arthropoda; Insecta; Diptera; Drosophilidae
Gene: kay
Product: transcription factor kayak
Biological process (GO): regulation of transcription by RNA polymerase II
Cellular component (GO): nucleus
Molecular function (GO): DNA-binding transcription factor activity, RNA polymerase II-specific; RNA polymerase II cis-regulatory region sequence-specific DNA binding
Source: RefSeq, a predicted model, not a curated record
AACCGGAAACAUAAAGACAAAAAAGGAUCAUCACAUUGUUAGAGGACUUUCCACUGAAAAGAUAGUCACUCGUUUUUGUAUAUAUAUCUUAGAAUUUAGAUUUGUUUUUGUUGAUUUUGAAUACAACUCAUAUAGAUAUAUAUAUCACUGUUGUCCCAAAUUGUUGUGUUAGCUUAGCUAGGCUUAAAGAACCCAUAACGAAUACUAGUCAGCCGCCCAACUGUGCGUAUACGCAACGUCAUUGCGUAUACUUAAUAUUUAAGAGAUAGUUGAAUAAGGAUAAACGAACAAAUGAUGAAAAAUCUCAACGGUAGGGCGCACAAUGCGUGCUACCAUCCCUACUACCAUCAGUCGCUGCACUUUGCACAGCAGCAACAUUUGCAACAUCAACAGCAGCAGCAACAUCACCAGCUGCAGCAGCAACAUCAACAGCUGCAGCAGCAACAGCAGCAUCAGCAGCAGCAGCCCCAGCAGCAAUUGUUACGUCAUCAGCAACGGCAACUGCCCACGCAGACUGUCUACCAGCAACAGCAACAACAGCAGCAACAUCAGGAGCAACAGCAACAGCAACUGAGGCAAUCGUUUGCCCACAAUGCUUUCCCACUGCGCAGCAGCAACAGCAACAAUUAUGGCCAUGUUGCUGGUAGCGCCUACGCCGGCAACAGCAAUAACAACAGCAGCAAUGCGGCUGCCAUGGCCGCCGUGUGCCAAAUGCAGAAUUUUUUUAGUCAGCAGCAACCACAGGAGUAUAAUUAUUAUCAACAACAGCAGCAACUGCAUCAGCAGCAGCAACCGCAACAACAACAGGCAAUAACAGCUACGACGACAGCAGCAACAUGCAAUGCCACAGCAGCAGCAGCAACGACAUCCUCGACAGCAGCAACAGCGACGACAGCAACAUCUACUCACAACGACAACAACAAUAGCGAUAAUUUUGCAAUGGACGCCAGUGAAAUCGCCACUUUUCUCGCCAACGAGCUUUUCCUACAGCAGCUCGGCAACUUUGAGACCGUUCAGAGUGUCCUAACGCUGACGACGCCCACGUUGACCCCAACGACGACGCGCAGCAUCGAGGAUUCCUUUUUCCAGAUAAUUUCGGACACGCAAAAUGAUCGUGGAGCUGGCUGUGCGGGCUUCGCCGUGCCCCUGGUGCUGCCCAAUGCUGCGAAUGGAGCAAGUGAAGCCAAUGGCAAUGGGAUCGCCACGAUUCCCAGCCAGCAGCAGCAGCAGCCAUACGAUGUGAGUCUGGUGCCAGGAACCGACUCCGAGGACUCCAAUGCUUCGUACAACGAUACGCAGAUGAACGAGGAGCAGGACACGACCGAUACUUCAAGUGCCCAUACGGACAGCACCUCGUACCAGAAUGGCCACAUAAUGGGCGCCAGUGGGCAGAACGGCGGCGUGAAUAGCUUCACCAAUGUCCUGGCCGCCGUGAAUCCGGCCAACCGAGGAGGAGCCUCAUCAACGAAUACCUCAAGCACUCCGGCGCGUCGUGGCGGCGGCCGGCGACCCAACAGAUCCGCCAACAUGACGCCGGAGGAGGAGCAGAAGCGAGCGGUUCGCCGGGAGCGGAACAAACAGGCGGCGGCGCGUUGCCGGAAGAGGCGGGUGGACCAGACCAACGAGCUCACCGAGGAGGUGGAGCAGCUGGAGAAGCGGGGCGAUGCGAUGCGCAAGGAGAUCGAGACGCUGACGAACAGCAAGAAUCAUCUGGAAUACCUGCUGGCCGCCCAUCGGCCCACCUGUCACAAGAUCCGCUCGGAUCUGCUCAGUGUGACCACCUGCAAUGGUCUGAUUGCUCCGGCGGGAUUGCUGAGUGCCGGCAGCAGCAGCGGCAGCGGCGGAUCGAGCAGCCAUCACAAUCACAACAGCAACGACAGCAGCAAUGGCACGAUCACGGGCAUGGAUGCCACCCUGAACUCCACCGGGCGGAGCAACUCUCCACUGGAUCUCAAGCCGGCGGCGAAUUUGGACAACCUGCUGCUGCACAUCAAGGAUGAGCCGCUGGACGGGGCAUUGGACUCGGGAUCGAGUCUGGGUCAGGAUGGUCCGCCACCGAGUAAGCGCUUCACCUUGCCGCCCAUGUCCACGAUGCCACAUGUCCAUAUGUCCACGCUGAUGACGCCCACCGGUGCGUCGUCGGGAUCUCUGCAAACGCCGAUCACGAGCACGGCGCCGGGAGGAUUUGGGAGUUCAUUCCCGGUGGUGACCACCAAUGGGGGGAGCACCAGCAGCAUGAACAGUCCCACGCUGAAUGCGCUGAACAAGAUGCCCAAGGAGCGGCCCAAUACGCUGGCCUUCCAGCGACCGCUGGGCCAGAAUAUGCACCUCAAUCUGGCCAACAAGGCGGGCGCAGGAGGAGGUGGACCCACGCAGAUCCAGGGAGUGCCCAUCCAGACGCCCUCGACGGGCACCUUCAACUUUGACUCGCUGAUGGACGGAGGCACUGGAUUGACCCCCGUUUCGGGACCCCUGGUGCCCAACAGCUCCUCCACGAACAAACAUCCCCUGGAGCUGCCCACGCCCACCGCCGAGCCAUCGAAGCUGGUCAGCUUAUAACCACAGGACCACAGGAUCUGGUGGGACAGGGAGGAGCGGAGGAUAGGAUAGGAGUCGAGUGGAGUUGAGUCAGGAUUAAGUUAAGUUUUAUAUAAUUGAAGCCGUAGCGAUUAUAUUUACACUUGCUAACAAAAAAAGAAAAAGUAGAAGGAAAAACCAAGAAAACAUCGAGAUGUUUUCAACCCUUUUUGUAAUUUCGUUAACUCUAAUGUUUUUUGUAUUAUUACCUUUAUCUUUAUUAUGGUUAAUUUAUAUGAUUUUGCUAUGUCUUUUUACAUACGACGAGCUACAUAUGUUAUGUACUUGUAUUUUGUGCAAUUUUCAAACCUUUUCAUUGCGUGUUAUAUAUUUUCAAAAAAUAUACAAAUGCGAACGAUCGAUGCCUGGUUAAUGAAUACGAAAAUGAAAAUAAUAGGGAUUAUUAGGGAGUGUAGAUUUGAAGGAUGCGUUGUGAUAUUUAUUAUAAAACGAAUACAAAAGAUACCAGAUAAAAGAUAACAGAUAAAAAACAAACAAAAGGAGCAGUAAACAAAAGCGUGUAAUGAAAGGAACUAAGCCGGUUUUAAAAUUGUACAUUUAAACAUUUAAACGAAUCGCGUAAAUAUGUAAUUACAAAUAUAUAUUCAGCAUACAAACUAAAUACAAUGCCUUGAGAGAGAAUUAAGAAAUGCAAAAACACUUUAUAUAAAUAUAUGUAUAUGUUUAAACCUAAACAAUAAUCGCGUUGAAGCAAGUUUUAUAUUGAGCAAAAGCAAAUGUGAAAUGAGAUAAAUAUACUUAUUGUACUCGGUAAGCUGCAGUAGAAAACCCAAAUAUAUUUUUACUAAACGCAACAAAUGCGCUAUUUUCAAAUACCAUUUAUAAGAAAUGACAAAAGCAAAGCAAUUAUUUAAUAUGUAAUUAUGUAUUAUGUAUACCCCAAAUGCGAUUUAACGAAAGCUGAUCAGGUAAAACGAAAAACCAAUAGUAACUCUCGCCAGUUUCCACAGUAAAUUCUCUGAAAUUCUCUAUUCAAAAUUAUCAAUUUAUCCAAAAACCAAACCGAUCGAUAGUAACCUAAAUGCACUUAUAAGGGCAGAAAAACACCAAAAUUGACAAAAAUGAAAUAAAAUAAAAUAAAA